Molecule: messenger RNA, 1203 nt
Organism: Cyphellophora europaea CBS 101466
Lineage: Eukaryota; Fungi; Ascomycota; Eurotiomycetes; Chaetothyriales; Cyphellophoraceae
Exons: 1
Coding region: 1-1203 (400 amino acids)
Biological process (GO): heme A biosynthetic process
Cellular component (GO): mitochondrial inner membrane
Molecular function (GO): oxidoreductase activity, acting on NAD(P)H, heme protein as acceptor
Source: RefSeq, a predicted model, not a curated record
AUGUCCCAAGCUGACUGGGAGUCCGAGUUCCUCAAGUACAAGUCCUCUCCCGAAUUCGCGAUGCUAAACAGCCGUAUGACACUCGACGAGUUCAAGAGUAUAUACUGGAUGGAAUGGAUUCACCGGAUAUGGGGUCGCGCUAUUGGCAUCACAUUCCUCCUGCCCGCCAUAUACUUCACGGCUCGUGGACGUAUGACCAAAUCUCUGACGCUCAAGGUCUGGGGCAUCGCCGGACUCAUCGGUUUCCAAGGCUUCCUGGGUUGGUGGAUGGUCAAGUCUGGCCUCAAAGAUGACCUGUUUGCGCCUGGCAGCACCCCUCGCGUGUCCCAAUACCGCCUGACGGCACACCUCGGCGCCGCCUUUGUCGUCUAUCUCUCUAUGCUCUGGAAUGGCCUGACGACGCUCCGCGAUAACCGCUUUCAGACCCAUCUAACACAUCAGGAAGCGCAAGCCUCCCUCCAAGCCUUCCGCAACCCAGCCCUCCGCACCUUCAAACUCGCCACCCUGUCCCUCUUUGCUCUAACAUUCGUAACGGCCAUGUCUGGCGCACUCGUCGCCGGCCUCGACGCCGGCCUCAUCUACAACGAAUUUCCCUACAUGGGCUUGGGCCUAACGCCACCGAAAUCCGAGCUCUUCGACACCUUCUACUCACACGUGCCCGCCAAUGACAAAGGCGAACACACCGACCUCGUGUGGCGCAACAUGUUCGAGAACCCCAGCCUCGUGCAGCUCGACCACCGUCUCAUGGCCACCACCACCUUCACCGCCGUCAUGGCCCUCUUCGCCUGGUCACGCUCCUCGGCGCACCUUCAGAAGAUCCUGCCCGCCAACGCAAAACGCGCCGUACACGGCGUCUUCGGCUUCGCCUGGCUGCAGGUCAUCCUCGGCAUCAGCACGUUGCUGUACUUGGUUCCUGUCCCGCUCGCGAGCGCCCACCAGGCCGGCGCACUGGCAUUGCUGUCGUGGACCAUGGUGCUCGGCAGUCGCGUGCACAUGUCUAGAGCCUCGAUCAAGACGCUGGAGUAUUUUGCGAAGCAUGGUCGUUUGGGCACCAGGAACGUGGCUAUUCAUCAGAACGUCGCGGUCGCGGAGGCUGCGCAGAAGGUGCAGAAGGCUCUGGGUGCUAAGGUCAGGCAGCCACAGUCGGCCAAUGCAAGCCAGCGUGUAGUUGGCCAGUCUGGCGUGACGCCUGCUGCUGUAUAG